CUCUGAAGUCCAACCGGACACAUUCACUCUUUUCUGAGUUUUCUCUAUUCUAAACGCCAACCCCAUUUUUAUUUACAUCCCCUGAACCUAGCCCCACUCCUACUGAGUAAAUAGAGCCAUUCUUGGUGCUUUCGAAACGUAUACACAUUAUUAUUUUCUCUCCCGUCUCUCUGCUGCUGUUUUCUAUUUCCCCAUUUGAUUAUAUAACUUACCAUAUACUAGGAAAAGGUUGUCUGUUUGGUGUUGAAGUGUGCUGUCCUCAAAAUACUCGAACGGAAAAAACACAUGGCUUCUUGUAGCUACUUCUUGCUCUUGUUUAUCAAUAUUUGCUUGUUGUUAGGCUCGUCUUAUUCUGAAGAUCCAUCUUUUAGCUACGAAUUUGAGGUCUCCUAUAUUACUGCUUCUCCUCUUGGUGUUCCACAGCAGGUUAUUGCUAUAAAUGGGAAGUUUCCAGGUCCCACAAUUAAUGUGACCACUAACAACUACGUUGUUGUCAACGUGAGGAACAAAUUAGAUGAAGAUCUCCUUAUGCAUUGGUCUGGUGUACAACAAAGGAGGAGUUCUUGGCAAGAUGGGGUUCUUGGAACAAAUUGCCCUAUUCCUCCAAAGUGGAAUUGGACUUAUGAAUUUCAGGUUAAGGAUCAGAUUGGGAGUUACUAUUACUUCCCUUCACUCAAUUUUCAGAGGGCUUCUGGCGGUUUUGGGACGUUUAUCAUUAAUAACAGGGCUAUUAUUCCUAUUCCUUUUGACACCCCUUAUGGGGAUAUUACAAUGGUGAUUGGUGACUGGUACACCCAAAAUCACACGGCUUUGAGGAGAACUCUUAAUUCCGGGAGAGAUCUGGGAAUGCCAGAUGGUGUACUAAUUAACGGAAAAGGACCUUAUAGAUACAACGAUACUCUUGUUCCUGAUGGCAUUGAUUAUGAAACAAUUACGGUCCACCCAGGCAAAACUUACCGGAUUCGUGUAAGCAAUGUUGGAAUAUCAACUAGUUUGAACUUCCGAAUUCAGAACCAUAACCUGCUUUUAGCAGAAACUGAGGGUUCAUAUACAGUACAGCAGAAUUAUACAAGCUUAGAUAUUCACGUGGGUCAAUCAUACUCGUUUUUAGUAACCAUGGAUCAAAAUGCAAGUAGUGAUUACUACAUUGUUGCUAGUGCUAGAUUUGUGAAUGAAACGGUGUGGCAAAGAGUCACUGGUGUUGGUAUCUUGCAUUAUACGAACUCUAAAGGGAAGGCAUCUGGUCCUCUUCCCGACCCACCACAAGACCAAUAUGACAAAACCUUCUCGAUGAACCAGGCGAGAUCAAUCAGGUGGAAUGUGUCUGCCAGUGGUGCUCGCCCGAACCCGCAAGGUUCUUUUAGAUAUGGUUCGAUUAAUGUGACUGAGGUGUAUGUGCUUAAAAACAAGCCGCCUGUAAUGAUUGACGGGAAGCGGAGGACUACACUCAGUGGGAUUUCCUUUACCAAUCCUGCUACGCCAAUUAGGCUUGCAGACCAAUAUAAAUUGAAGGGUGUGUACAAGCUCAAUUUUCCCACUAGGCCACUUACAGGUCCACCUCGGAUGGAAACAUCUGUUAUCAAUGGUACUUAUAGGGGAUUUAUGGAAGUUAUAUUGCAGAACAAUGACACCAAUGUGCAAACAUAUCACGUCAAUGGAUAUGCAUUUUUUGUGGUGGGAAUGGAUUAUGGUGAGUGGACUGAAAAUAGCAGGGGCACAUACAACAAGUGGGACGGAAUUGCUCGCACUACGGCCCAGGUCUACCCCGGGGCAUGGACAGCCGUCUUGAUCUCACUGGACAAUGUCGGAGUUUGGAACAUCAGGACUGAGAACCUCGACUCAUGGUACCUAGGCCAAGAAACUUACAUCAGGGUUGUCAAUCCAGAGCCCAAUAACAAAACCGAGUUUCCAAUGCCAGAUAAUGCCUUAUUCUGCGGUGCACUUCACAAGUUGCAAAAGCCACAAGAUAUAUCUUUUGGUUCUUCAAUUGGGAGCAAUGGAUCAAAAUUGUUACUCGGUUUGCUGCUGAUGGUAUUUGCACUUAUUUCGACAUUCCAUUAAGAACUUAGUAUGUGAUGCUGGCUUUAUUUUGCUUAUGAGGGUUGUACUUGUAGUGGUGUUAAUAUGAAUCUUGUAAGUCACAUUCACCAUUUUUCUUUUCUUUCUUAUUUUUAUUUUUUUGCCGGAUGUAAUGAGCCCGGGAUCGCUAAUUAAUUCAUUGGAAUUCACCAUUCUUUUAAUA
Olea europaea var. sylvestris is the source of this 2242-nucleotide messenger RNA. RefSeq names its product monocopper oxidase-like protein SKU5. Lineage: Eukaryota; Viridiplantae; Streptophyta; Magnoliopsida; Lamiales; Oleaceae. Gene Ontology annotation, cellular component: plasma membrane. The transcript is spliced from 9 exons. The record is from RefSeq and is a predicted model, not a curated record. Bases 286 to 2061 code for a protein of 591 amino acids. Gene Ontology annotation, molecular function: copper ion binding; oxidoreductase activity.